CCCCGGCUCCUGGGGGGGGCGGGGGAGUCGUGUGGGUCGCACCGCCCUGGUGGCGCUCUCCCGAAGUGACUCUAGGGGGCGGAUUUACUCUACCUGGCGGGGGGGUUAAAACGCAGAGGGCUUUUCCCACCCGCCCUGGUAAAGCGAGCUCGGGUUCCCCAGCGAGCCCAGUUAGCCACAAUCACCAUCUGGGGCACUUCCUUCAGGUUUUCAUGAAGUAACUUUAUGAAUGGGCUCGGAUGAUACCAUAGCGGGGGGCUGGGCUCUGACCCAGGAGGUCCCUUCCAGUCCUAGUCAAAAAGGCUGAGGGUUUAUUAGCUUUCCCUCGCAUGCCUUUGGAUGGCCGCAUAAGCAGCUUUUGCUCUCCUGCCUUGAUUUACACGGACUUGGAUUUCAAAUCAAGUCAGCUCCUCUAGCUGUGAUCCGGCCUGGGGUGACGUUGAAGAUUUUGGAUCUUACAGUUGCUCGAGCUCCCUCCACCAGGAGGGGAGGGCGUGGGUGGAAAAAUGCCCGACCGCGACAACUACAACAAUGGCAGUAGCAGCGACGAGGCGGGCGCCAACUCCGACGACAUCUGCCGCGACUUCCUGCGCAACGUCUGCAAGCGCGGCAAGCGCUGCCGCUUCCGGCACCCCGACAUCAGCGAGGUCACCAACCUGGGCGUGCGCAAGAACGAAUUCAUCUUCUGCCACGACUUCCAGAACAAGGAGUGCGUGCGCCUCAACUGCCGCUUCAUCCACGGCACCAAGGAGGACGAGGACUAUUACAAGAAGACGGGGGAGCUGCCCCUGCGCCUGCGCCAGAAGGUGGCGGCUGGGCUGGGCCUGUCCCCGGCGGACCUGCCGAACAGCAAGGAGGAGGUGCCGAUAUGCAGGGACUUCCUGAAGGGCGACUGCCAGCGGGGAGCCAAGUGCAAGUUCCAGCACUUGCAGCGGGAGUACGAGUACGACGCCCGGGUCAUCGCAGCCCGGGACCCCGGCAUCGCCACCACCGUGCGCCGCUACGACCCCUACGACGUCAUGUACGACCCCGACCGCUACGACGACCACGACCCGGUGCUGAAGCGCAGGCGGGUGGACGGGCUGCACUUCGAAACCUACGAGUACAGCUUCACCAGCCCGCGCACGGUGGAGUACCGGCUCCUGGAGGAGGAGAACAUCAUGCUGCGCAAGCGUGUGGAGGACCUCAAGAAGCAGGUCAACAACCUGCUGGCGACCAACGAGGUGCUGCUGGAGCAGAAUGCCCAGUUCCGGAACCAGGCCAAAGUCAUGACUCUCAGCUCCACCGCCACGGCCACUGAGCAGACCCUGGCCCCGACAGUGGGCACUGUCACCAAUUAUAACCACAGCAUCGCCCAGACCCACACCACGCUCAGCAGCCAGGCCCUUCAGCCACGGCCCGUCACCCAACAGGAUUUGGUGGCUCCGGCCGGAGCGCAGGCAGCGCCCCCCACCAACGCAGCGCCCCCCAUGAACCCCGAAAUCACCCCGCUCUCGGCUGCUCUGGCUCAGACCAUCGCCCAGGGCAUGGCUCCUCCGGUCUCCAUGGCGCCCGUGGCGGUGUCGGUGGCGCCUGUGGCAGUUUCAAUGGCACAGCCGCUGGGAGGUAUCACCAUGAGCCACGCCACCACGCCCAUGGUGACGUACCCCAUCGCGUCGCAGAGCAUGAGGAUAACAGCCAUGCCACACUAACCGCCCACAAAGGGCCCCACGUACCGCCAUGGGUCCGGGCUGUUCGGAGCUGCCCCCGGCAGGCGGAAGGGCUCCAUUCUUUGGGGAGACUGGAACCGAGAAGGGAGAGAAUUGAACGGAAACCCUUGGAAACCUCUCUCCCUUGCGGGAGAGGCCUUUUAGGGGAUGGGCUUUCCACCCUGCAGGCAAGUGACCUGGAUUUCCCUUAACCCCUAGCAACACACGUGGUCUUCCACAAGGCAGCAGAAUUCAGGGAUGAAGGGCUUUAAUGCCACAUGAUUCGAAGGGUACAGUAACCUCCGAGCCUUUGCCCGUCACUUGUAUCUUUGCCCAAAUACCUGCCCCUCCAUAGCCCUGCGAGUUCAGGAACUCAGUCUAUCGCCCGGCUAUGGCAGUAUCAUUUCACUGACAGGACACACCUGACUGGAGGCUGUAGGGUGGGAGCUUGGGUCCCCUGACUUGCUGCUCUCUAGUAGGGAUUCUGCCUGAGCCCAGGGAAGCCCGGGAGUAUCAGGGAAGCGAGAUCCUGGGGACAGCGCCUCCCCCAGAGCUGGCAGAAAGGCUGGGUCUGUCUGGCAGCCUCUCCUAGGGGGAAUGGCCCUGGGGCAGCUUUGCCUGGUGAUGAAAUGGUUAAAUCCCAAAUAGGAUUUGGGCUUGUGUGUAAACUCAGCCCUGUUGCUUUAAAAGGGGGCAACACAAUCUAGACUCUAGGAAACCGUCUUUACGGUGGCCUUGAGAGCAUCCCUGUUCCAGUCACCCCCCAGGGAGAGGGUGGCACAUUCCUAGGACCAUCUGAAUCCCGGAGGGGGGUGUUCACCAAUUCCAGCAGACGUUGUUGCUGAAUUGCUCAUAAACCCCAGGGUUGGAAAUAAACCCAGCCGCAGGCGUGGGGCGCUAGUUAAAACGUGAUAGCGUCUGACCCCGCUUCGCCUCGCAGCUCAUGGGGUGGGGAUUGCCUUCUGCUGGAGGUCGUGGGUUGAAAUAAACUCCUCUCUGUUGCUUUAUGAAUUGGCAGGGCUCCUCCGGUCACCUCCCGCGGCAGAGCAGCUCGCUGAAAGGAGACCAGAGUUGGGCAGCGAUCCUGCCAGGUCCCUGAGCACCCUCCAGAGUGCUCAGACCCGCUCAUCAGUUCCCUCUGGAGCUGUUGGCACUUGCAAAUGUGAGCAAAUCCACCCGUGCCCUGAGCACCCCUCACGCCCUUCGCCAGCCACUUCCGUGCCUGAGCCUCCCCACCCCUAGACUUCCAUCUGCCUCUUACGGCCACUUUCUCUGUUCCCCCAUUCACACGUCCUCAAAGCAACCUGGUUCAAAGAGACCCCUCCCUCCUAUGCUGUGUUUUUGUUUCUAAAACCGAAGCUCACCAGGGGUCUAGAGUAGGUUUUGCGUAGUUCUGUCUGGGUUUGAGAACUUAAAGAGGAGGAGAAUGCUUUACAGCCGGAGCUCUUUCUACGAGCGCUGAACUUUGUAAGUCUAGCGGUUUAGUUCUGUGACUGCAGUGUAAAGUUUUCAGCUAUUAAAGGAGAACGUACAGCCCCCGACGGAUAUAUUCUGGUGUUGACACUCGCUCUUUAAAGCGCUGGUUAGCCCCCUGAUGGAACGUUUGCCUUUCAUCUGAGCAUAUCCAAGCACUUUACGGCGGGCUGGGAUGUCUGUAAACCCCACUGAGAUGUCGGUAAGGGCUACGUGGGCACCACUGAAAUGCAGCCACCUCUGGGGUGAAAUGUAUCAGUGCUCCACUGGGGAUGUGCUGGGGCAUCUUUAGUAGCUGAACGAAAGCAGGAGCUCUGCUUUACGUGGUAGCACCAUGUUGGUGCAUCGGUUCCUUGCGGAGUCAGGAGCGCGCCCCCUACUGGAUUGCUCCAGUCCCUUUUCGCAGCUUGCGUGGAGUCUCCCAUCCCAGGGCUGAGUCUCCCAUGACCACGGCUCCUCUUAGCCUGCGAUGGGCGCUGACCGGUCGCAGUGUGGAACGGUAUCCUGGCUGGCCUGUCACCCCUGCACGUGGGAGAGCCUCUCUGAUCUAGGCGCCGAGAAACCAACAUUUUCCAAUUUUGUCUGUGCAGUGUGCUGCAUCUUCGCUAUUUGAAGACCCUUUCCCACGGGCUCUAGGAUUUGGUUUCAGCAAGCGGGGAAAGCUUGUAGGAAGAUUGGGUCAAGUGACUGAGCCGGCGGGGAACCCUGAUAGUUGUUCUACCAUGUGCGGGGCGCUGAGAUCGGCAUGUAGCAGCUGCCUCCCUGCCCAGGUAGGUAGAGCAGGGCCCGGGGAGUCAUGGCUACUGCUGUCCUCAACUUCGCUCCCCUUCAGGGCUGGCUGUUACCCCCCCAGUGACUUGGUGAAAGCUUCCCAGAGCGACUCCCGCUCUCCACAGGGACAGCCCUAGCACCCUCGGGGGCUCCUCCAGAGAGGUGCAGUGGGUAGAGUCGGUGCUUGGUUGGGGGGGAUUGUUUGUGCCUGGAAGUGAUGGCACUUCGC
Molecule: messenger RNA, 4161 nt
Organism: Trachemys scripta elegans
Lineage: Eukaryota; Metazoa; Chordata; Testudines; Emydidae
Gene: ZC3H10
Product: zinc finger CCCH-type containing 10
Exons: 3
Coding region: 507-1691 (394 amino acids)
Molecular function (GO): metal ion binding
Source: RefSeq, a predicted model, not a curated record